Messenger RNA from Lagenorhynchus albirostris (white-beaked dolphin), 447 nucleotides. Its product is annotated as ATP synthase subunit g, mitochondrial-like. The record is from RefSeq and is a predicted model, not a curated record. The annotation marks the transcript as partial. Gene Ontology annotation, biological process: proton motive force-driven ATP synthesis. The transcript has a single exon. Gene Ontology annotation, molecular function: proton transmembrane transporter activity. Lineage: Eukaryota; Metazoa; Chordata; Mammalia; Artiodactyla; Delphinidae.
AGGGAAGCCUGCAACGUGAAAGAGAAUGACCAUUCAACCGGCCAGUCGGGGCGACGGACUUUCUGUCCUAGAACCACAGCCCAGUUUGUCCAUAACCUCGCGGAGAAGGCCCCAGCGCAGGUCGACACUGCUGUGACUUACUUGAAGCCUCAAUUGGCCAUACUUUGGCACUAUGCCAAGGUUGAGCUGGUCCCUCCAACCCCUGCUGAGAUCCCUACAGCUAUUCAGAGCUUGAAAAAAAUUGUCCGUGGUGCUCAAACCGGUAGCUUCAAACAGCUCACAGUUAAGGAAGCUCUGCUGAAUGGUUUGGUGGCCACUGAGGUGUGGACGUGGUUUCAUGCCGGAGAGAUCACAGGCAUGUGUGGCAUCAUUGGCUAUGAUGUUUGAAGACCAAUCUUUCACAUGUGAUUAUAUUUGCUUUAUUAUUUCGGUAUUCUUGGACCAUGU